AGGACUUCAGCCACAGCAAAGCAAAUCCAGAGAAGUACAGGAAAGAAAGAAAAAAAAAUCACUUUCAGCUCUGGGCUCCACUACUAUUCUAAGUCUGUCAUGUAACAGAUUUUUUUUCAUCAGAGAAAGCAGCUUUUCAUCAAAAACUAGGUUGUUCACGUUUCACAACUCUAAGUCAUGCUGGGAAAGAAGUUGGUGACUGCACAAAAGCGAGGGGAGACAAGAGCCCUCUGCCUGGGACUGGGAAUGGUUGCAUGUUCCAUGAUGAUGUACUUUUUUAUUGGAAUCACCAUUGUGCCAUUUUACACUAAGAGUGUUUGGACAGCAGAAACUGUGUGCAAGGUACUCAAAGCCAACAUCAAGGACAAAGUUUUCUGCCCAAACAGCGAAGGCUCAGAGGAUGAGGAAAUCUUUCCUUAUCCCUGUCUACAGGUGUGGGUUAAUCUGACAGCCUCAGGACAGGAGGUUAUGCUCUACCAGACUGAAGAUACACUGGAAAGAAAUCCUGAGUGCUCAUACGUCCCAGACAAGUUGGAGAACUCUAAAGAAGUUAAGGCACGAAUAGAAACAAUUGCAAGCAAUUUCAAAAAAUACCAGACUUUCCCAUGUUACUAUGACCCAGGAGGAGCACAGACCAACGUCAUUUUAAGCAGACUUUAUCCCUCCAAAGGCCUUCUCUUUGCUUUCCUCUGGCCUACGCUCAUGUUUACUGGCGGAUGUCUGAUUAUUGUUCUGGUAAAAAUUAGUCAGUAUGUUUCUGUUCUUUCUGCUUGGCAGUAAAAAAUACAUAUCUAGCAAAGAUUGUUGCAAUCGUAGGAAGAUACUAACAUGUUCUGCCUUAUUGGCAUUUUGUGACUCUUAAUAUACCAGGUGUCGAUUCAAGGGCAGGCAUUCCAAAAAAUUGAAUAGCAACCACCACAGAUGGAAACCCAUUAUGCAAGGACAAAAUAUAAAACUGAUUCCCGGGAAUGCCUGAAAAUACAUCAUAAACACACAGACUUAGUUAUUCUAUUGUUUUCUUGGGCUUUAGGAGGUGCAGCUGCUUUACAAAGCUACAAUUCACAUUUACUACUAAACUCUUCCACAUUUUAGAUGGAGUGCUAAUUUUCUGUCUGGUUGAGAUCAGUUACUGCCAGAUCCAUAUACAUCAUCACUGGCAGACACACCCUUUAUACCCUUAUAUACUAAUACAAUAUGUACUCAUGGCAUACUCAUCUGUUGAGAAAAACAGCUUUGUUAUGGUGCAAAAAAGGUAUAUUUUUUAUCAUGGAUCUUGGGAAAGGGAAGAGAGAAAGCCCCUCAAAACAAAAAUACGUAUACAGACUUUACAAAACUUGCACUCUAACCAUCUGACACCAAUUGUAUAUAAAGAAAUAUAUGCAUAAAAUACAAGGUAUGGUAUAGAAGCCUACACUAAAAGUAUGUUUUUCUAUUGAACUCAGAUCUUAACCUUGCCUUAUUUGAGACAAGUGUCCCACUCAAGGAAGGUUACCUGGCUGCCACUUGUAUAGAUUAUAAAACUGAUACAAAAAGGAAGUUAUGAUAUAAUAUAGUGUCCUGGUUCUGGCCAAGACAGGGUUAAUUCUGCAGUAGCCCAGAGGGCCUGCAUGGUCAGGACCCAGAGGUUAUUCUGUAGCACCUCACCUCCUUUUCUGGGAAAGGGCUGCCUGCCAGCUGGGGUAGCAAAGCAGUGGGAAUGGUCAGGUAUUGUCAGGAGUGAGAACUCAGGUAGAAAUCGUUUCCUGUACACUCUUUUAUUAGUAUUGUUGCUGUUACUGUUCAUUGUCUUUUCAUUGAUGUUUCCAGUAAAUUGUUCUUAUCGCAACCCAUGAUGUUUGCAUUUUGUGCCUCCAGUACUCCUCUCCAGAUCAUCUAAGUGGGGAAAAGGAGAGGGGAGAAGCAAGCAGCUCGUGGCUUGGAGUGUUUCUGUAGGAACACGUAAUUGAGGAAUACAAUUCUUAAACCACAACAAGUGAAAUACAUCUCUGAUGUCUUAAUAAACUAGCACCAAGAUAUUUCACAAAAGAGAUAUGUUUGUUUCCAGAGCCAAGACUAGGAAUGCUCUGGUGCAUGUAGAGAGACUUUCUCUGUUCUCUGAAAAUAACUGUUUCUCUCAGCCAAAUUAAAAAUUGUCAUUAGACACAGGUGAACAUGAGAUACUUCCUGCAUACUAUAUUUGACUGUCAUCUGGGGCAAAACUGGUACAAGCUUUCUCACCACACAGGUGAUAGGAAAAGACUUAAGGAAAUAACAGUCAACAAGUCUGACUGGAAAAAAAUAUUAGCCAGUUCAAACUGAACUUAGAAAAGCCCUAAUGCAUUGAAUUAAGGAAGAAAGAAUAGCUUACAUUUUUAUAACUUUCAACCACAUCUUAGUACUUUAACAAGACCUACCUCACUUCAAUUCACUUUUGGAUAUAGCACUAGCAAGUCACUAGUGAAACCCUCCACUAAAAACCUACUUUUAGGAAGAGGAGUCAGCCAUGUACAUCAGAAACAUGCCACGCAGCCUCCUGCCACGUGACUAGCAUUAUUUCACCUUGGAAUCUUCAUCCCUUCCUUUGCUCUCCUUCAAAAGAGCAAAUCAGCAACUACAGUACCUGUUCCAUGUAUGAUGAGGCUAAUCAACCAAUAAAAAUGCAC
Molecule: messenger RNA, 2642 nt
Organism: Poecile atricapillus (Black-capped chickadee)
Lineage: Eukaryota; Metazoa; Chordata; Aves; Passeriformes; Paridae
Gene: KCNMB1
Product: potassium calcium-activated channel subfamily M regulatory beta subunit 1
Exons: 4
Coding region: 178-780 (200 amino acids)
Biological process (GO): detection of calcium ion; potassium ion transport
Cellular component (GO): membrane; voltage-gated potassium channel complex
Molecular function (GO): calcium-activated potassium channel activity; potassium channel regulator activity
Source: RefSeq, a predicted model, not a curated record